Messenger RNA from Homo sapiens (human), 9947 nucleotides. It is a transcript of the gene LPIN2, whose product is annotated as lipin 2. Bases 3958 to 6648 code for a protein of 896 amino acids. The transcript is spliced from 20 exons. Gene Ontology annotation, cellular component: endoplasmic reticulum membrane; cytosol; nucleus. The record is from RefSeq and is a predicted model, not a curated record. Gene Ontology annotation, molecular function: phosphatidate phosphatase activity. NCBI's taxonomy places the organism in Eukaryota, Metazoa, Chordata, Mammalia, Primates, Hominidae.
GUCAUUUUUGUCACUGACAUAGACUAGAUUUAUGCAAGUUUUUCUCUGUGAGGUCUUCAGCAGCUUCUGGAGGAAAGUAUUGGUCUGAACACAUGGGCAUUGCUUUUGGGACUUUGGGUUAACUUCCACCAUGGAUUUCUUUUCUUUGUUUUUGUUUUUUUGUUUUGUUUUGUUUUUGAUAUGGAGUUUCACUCUGUCGCCCAGGCUGUAAUGCAGUGGCGCGAUCUUGGCUCACUGCAACCUCCACCUCCUGGGUUCAAGCGAUUCUCGUGUCUCGGCCUCCUGAGUAGCUGGGAUUACAGGUGCCCACCACCAUGCCUGGCUAAUUUUUGUGUUUUUAGUAGAGAGUUUCACCAUGUUGGCCAGGCUGGUCUCAAACCCCUGACCUCAGGUGAUCCACCCCCCGCCUCGGCCUCCCAAAGUGCUGGGAUUACAGUCGUGAGCCACCGCACCCAGCCUGUUUUUUUUUUUUUUUUCCAGUGCAUGGUUAUAUGUAUCUUCACUUACCUCUUGAAUUUUACUCUAAGUCAGUGAGAUAAAACGCAACACUGUGUAUAUUUCUCCCUCUCCUUGCUGAUUCUGUUCACUAGGUCUUGCAUUCAUUCAUUCAUUUAUUCAUUGGUCCAUUCAUUGAUCCAAAACCACUUAUUAAGAACCUACUAUUGCUAGGCACUGUGCCAAGCUUUCAGGAAGCAGUGAAGCUUGCGGGACUUUUCUCUUCCUUACCGGAACUCAAGAGUUUGAAGGUAGCCUAAAUGUUCAUGCCGCGUGGUGGGUGCUGUGGUAGGGAGAGGGCAGGGGGCCUUGGGCACUCACAGCAACAGAUCCCAUCUUGUGACCUCUGCUUUCUUCUCAGCCGCUGAGCCCACACAUCCUCCCCUAUCAUCUUUUUGAUCUUUGCCUUUGUGCUCUGGGGAUUCACAAUCUGUUGUGGAUGUACGUUCCUUUUUGAUCCCACUUCCUCCUUACCCAGGGAACCUGAAACAUCCUUGCUCCUCUUACGAAAUACCAGAUUAAGAUGAAAACUGGUAUUGGCUUUUGAAGAAUUGUCCAGAAAAUUAUUGGGCUGAUGACUGGGGUGGGUAGAAGAUGGGGGCUGGUAAUUUUUGAAGAUGAAAUAGGUGAUGUUUAUGGUCCUUCCUUAAGUUAUACCUGCUGAAAAGCUGAAGUAGACACUGUCGUUGAGUAAAGGUCUGGGCCGCCACUCGGAGAGAGGGUGCAUUGCUAUACUGGGAAAGCGUCUUCCCUUUUCUGAGCCCUACUCAGUCCAACAAAGCAGUUCAUCUGUUUAUAGAAAGUGAGUGUGUUGAAAUCAUCAUAGUGAAGUGAACUCAGUGAGCAGAAGUCUGAGCUUUCAGAUUCCCUCAAAGGAAAUAACAUGGUGACAGAUCCAAAAAUCCUAAUUUAAAACUUAUCAGCCCUGAGAACUAAGCUUAAGGCCAGCUUCAUAUUUUCUCAUUUUUAAAAAAUUAAAAAUUUUUUUCUCAACAGAUUAAGUUGUUAAGUAGCAUAAAGUGUUAUCUGGGUUAUGUUUGAAGCAUGUUCUUGCUAGUUUUGCCAGGCUGAUAUUUGCAGGAGGGUGUUUUAGGGCUCCAGGUGGCUUUAUCCAGUCAGGAUCUAGCCUGUCUGAUUUAAGUCCUCUGUUGGCAACAUUGGAAAUGGACUCUGAACAACCACGCAAAGAAACUUAUGACUGGCUCAUCGUUCAGAGAGAUGCCAAGAGGGCAAGAGCCAGGGCCACCUGGGGUGUCAGUGUUCCAAGCUGGUGGGCCUUCUGCAUCCCAUCUCAGGUAGCCCAGCCCUCCCAGUCUUGGGUGGCCUUGGCUCUCCAUAUACGUUUCAUGAAUAUCUGUUUGGGCCAGAUGUUUCCCACCCCUGUCAGCCAGCAGAUACCAAGACCUGGGUCCCGUAUUAUAGACAUGGCUACUGGGGGCCCACCCUUGUGUUUCGGUGCCUCUCUGAGCACUGAAAUCAUUGAAAUCCAGGGAGCCCUGUUUUUACCUUCAGAUCUAGCCAUUGCAUUAUGUGUCUGUUUAAAUUCCCAAACAGAAAUAUUGAAUCAGAAAAUCCCCUCUUCUUACGUAUCCCAAAGGUUGAUAUUGAGUAAUAUUUGGUUGUAAUUGUGGAAGGGGUCCUUAGGCAAGCAGUCUUCCCAGGCCAGAAUUUCUGAGUUUUUUCACAGAAGCACUGCCAGUUCUAGAAUUUAAGUAUCAUAAAACAGUCAGGUCAGCUGUCAUUAAAAUGUCUAAAAUUCUAUUACUAUCUAUUGCUUCCACUUCUGAUCCACACUUAUCAGACCUUGACAUCUUUAUACGACAGGAUGUGAACUUGAGCCCAUAACAACUUAGUCUUCAUAACAAACUUAAUCAGGCUUAAGAGGAGAAAGUUCUUGCAACAGAGCCUAGAGUUAGUUCCCAAACUUGGGUGUCUGUCAGAAUCGUGGGUAACAGAUUUUUAAGACCUCAUUUCCAGCUUUUUAUGUAGUAGGUCUGGGUUGGGGUUCAUGAGCGUGUAUUUGUUUUUAUCCCCCUUUCCCGUAUUUUUCAUGAAUGAACCUACAUUCUUAAGCACCAAAACUUGCUUCUAUUGCAGGCAGUCCAAGGACCACUCUUUGAGAAAUACUGACCUAGAGUGUGCUCCUUGCCAGUUUUCCUCAUUUAGUGGGGAAAAAGAAGUUAGAUAUAAAAACCUCCCUGACUGCGACUUCAAACAGUGGAGGUGAUGGGGUUGCUCUGAUUUAGAAAGACAGAGUUUGUGAUCUACGGGGAAUUGACUAGAACCUCAGAUCCUCCAAAGCACACCUCAUCCUGGCUAAAUCUCAUUCUCUCAGGAGGGAGUCCUCUGAGGCCCAACACCAGCUCAGAACGAUUCAAAAACUCCCCUGUACUUUUUCUCUGUAAAAGACAAAGGACAGGACAAUUCCCAAGGCUCAGAGCCUUUGUGUAGUCAGUUUUCUGUUGAACUGAUUUUGGAAGUAGCACAAAGUAGCAAGAGCUCUUACUUUUACAUGGAACUAUGCUUCCCUAACCUGGCUCAUCUUCAUAAUUAGUUCUUAAGCUUUAAAACAGUCAGAAAUUUGCAUUUUUUAAAACCACCCAGAAUGAUUUUCAUGUACACAAACUUUUGAAGCAGUGUGGUAGUAAGUAGUGUUCUUUAAGUUCAACCUUGAUAGGAAGUUCCCCACCAGGUCUACUCUUUUUAUUUCCAUAUCUCUAAGUUGGUUCAUGCAACAGUCAUCAAGACUAACUGAUUCUCAGCUCCCUGUGUGUGUCUCUUCUACCAUAGAGCUGUGCAGUCUCUUGCCUGAAUUUGUUGUGGUGACUUCUGGAGUAGUCUCUCUGCCUUUAGCUACCUCUUCUCUAGUUCAUCCUCCCCCUGUGACCUAAUCCUGUCGCUUCCCUGAACAGAAGAAGCACUGAUUGCACCCAUUGCCCACAUGAUAAACUUGCACAGGGUCAAAGGCCUUGUGGCAUCUCACUCUUGUCCCUCAAACUUAGCACACUUUCCCAUAAGCUGUUCUCUCUGCCUGGGACUGCCCACUGGGAACCUUCCUUCCUUAAUCUGUUCAGCCCUUUACACAUACUUGCACUUCUAGAACAAAUAUUUUCUGCUGCUUGAAGCCUUACCUAACUCUCCCAAGUAGAUUUUUUCUCUUUUUGUUCUCUAGUCUUCCUAACAGUCUCCCAAAUAGCAUUAUCAUAAGGGAUUAUAUAAGACAGUAUUUGUUAUAUCUCUUUCAAGAACCAAGGUCCUCUGAGAGAGGAUGAGGGCAGAAUUUUGUUUAUCUUCAUAAGGACUUACUGUAGUGACUGGCAUGAAAUAGGUGCUUAAUUUUGACUGUGUGAAAACUGAACUGUACCAGAAACAGGCCAGUAUAAUGGGCAUCUUUUUUUGUGAUUGUUUCUGAGUUAAACCUGUAGGAGGAUUACAUCGAGAGGCCUUUCCCGGUCUCAAACCAUGAAUUAUGUGGGACAGCUGGCUGGGCAGGUGAUUGUCACUGUGAAGGAACUCUACAAGGGCAUUAACCAGGCCACCCUCUCUGGGUGCAUUGAUGUCAUCGUGGUACAGCAGCAGGAUGGCAGCUAUCAGUGUUCACCUUUUCACGUUCGGUUUGGAAAGCUGGGAGUCCUGAGAUCCAAAGAGAAAGUGAUUGAUAUAGAAAUCAACGGCAGUGCAGUGGAUCUUCACAUGAAGUUGGGUGAUAACGGAGAAGCUUUCUUUGUUGAGGAGACUGAAGAAGAAUAUGAAAAGCUUCCUGCUUACCUUGCCACCUCACCAAUUCCUACUGAAGAUCAGUUCUUUAAAGAUAUUGACACCCCUUUGGUGAAAUCGGGUGGAGAUGAAACACCAUCUCAGAGUUCAGACAUCUCACACGUCUUGGAAACAGAGACAAUUUUUACUCCAAGUUCUGUGAAAAAGAAAAAACGAAGGAGAAAGAAAUACAAACAGGACAGUAAGAAGGAAGAGCAGGCCGCAUCUGCUGCUGCAGAAGACACAUGUGAUGUAGGCGUGAGCUCCGAUGAUGACAAGGGGGCCCAGGCAGCACGAGGAUCUUCAAAUGCUUCCUUGAAAGAAGAAGAAUGUAAAGAGCCUUUGCUCUUCCAUUCUGGGGAUCAUUACCCCUUAUCUGAUGGAGAUUGGUCCCCUUUAGAGACCACCUAUCCCCAGACAGCGUGUCCUAAGAGUGAUUCAGAGCUGGAGGUGAAACCUGCGGAGAGCCUGCUCAGAUCAGAGUCUCACAUGGAGUGGACGUGGGGCGGAUUCCCAGAGUCCACCAAGGUCAGCAAAAGAGAACGAUCUGACCAUCAUCCUAGGACAGCUACAAUUACACCAUCAGAAAAUACUCAUUUUCGGGUAAUUCCCAGUGAGGACAACCUCAUCAGUGAAGUUGAGAAGGAUGCUUCCAUGGAAGACACUGUCUGUACCAUAGUGAAGCCCAAACCCAGAGCCCUGGGUACACAGAUGAGCGACCCAACAUCUGUGGCAGAGCUUCUCGAACCUCCUCUUGAGAGUACUCAGAUUUCAUCUAUGUUAGAUGCUGACCACCUUCCCAACGCAGCCUUAGCGGAGGCGCCCUCAGAAUCCAAACCGGCAGCUAAAGUAGACUCGCCGUCAAAGAAGAAAGGUGUUCACAAAAGAAGCCAACACCAGGGACCUGAUGAUAUUUACCUUGAUGACUUAAAGGGUCUAGAACCUGAAGUUGCAGCUCUUUAUUUCCCUAAAAGUGAAUCGGAGCCCGGUUCCAGGCAGUGGCCCGAGUCUGACACACUCUCUGGCUCCCAGUCCCCACAGUCCGUGGGAAGCGCAGCUGCAGAUAGCGGCACCGAGUGCCUCUCAGAUUCUGCCAUGGACUUGCCUGACGUUACCCUCUCCCUUUGCGGGGGCCUCAGUGAAAAUGGAGAAAUUUCAAAAGAAAAAUUCAUGGAGCAUAUCAUUACUUAUCACGAAUUUGCAGAAAACCCUGGACUUAUAGACAAUCCUAACCUUGUAAUAAGGAUAUAUAAUCGUUACUAUAACUGGGCUUUGGCAGCUCCCAUGAUCCUUAGCUUGCAAGUAUUCCAGAAGAGCUUGCCUAAGGCCACAGUUGAGUCCUGGGUGAAAGACAAGAUGCCAAAGAAAUCUGGUCGCUGGUGGUUUUGGCGAAAGAGAGAAAGCAUGACCAAACAGCUGCCAGAAUCCAAGGAGGGAAAAUCUGAGGCACCGCCAGCCAGUGACCUGCCAUCCAGCUCCAAGGAGCCGGCCGGUGCCAGGCCGGCCGAGAAUGACUCCUCGAGUGACGAGGGAUCACAGGAGCUCGAAGAAUCCAUCACAGUGGACCCCAUCCCCACAGAGCCCCUGAGCCACGGCAGCACAACUUCAUAUAAGAAGUCUCUCCGCCUCUCCUCAGACCAGAUCGCAAAACUGAAGCUCCACGAUGGCCCAAAUGAUGUUGUGUUUAGUAUUACAACCCAGUAUCAAGGCACCUGUCGCUGUGCAGGGACCAUUUACCUGUGGAACUGGAAUGACAAGAUCAUCAUUUCUGAUAUUGAUGGGACAAUAACCAAGUCGGAUGCUUUGGGACAGAUUCUCCCACAGCUGGGCAAAGACUGGACCCACCAGGGUAUAGCAAAGCUCUACCAUUCCAUCAAUGAGAAUGGCUACAAGUUUCUGUACUGCUCGGCUCGUGCCAUCGGCAUGGCCGACAUGACCCGUGGCUACCUGCACUGGGUCAAUGACAAGGGCACAAUCUUGCCCCGGGGCCCCCUGAUGCUGUCCCCCAGCAGCUUGUUCUCCGCCUUCCACAGAGAAGUGAUAGAAAAGAAACCAGAGAAGUUCAAAAUUGAGUGUCUAAAUGAUAUCAAGAAUCUGUUUGCCCCGUCUAAGCAGCCCUUCUAUGCUGCCUUUGGAAACCGUCCAAAUGAUGUCUAUGCCUACACACAAGUUGGAGUUCCAGACUGUAGAAUAUUCACCGUGAACCCCAAGGGUGAAUUAAUACAAGAAAGAACCAAAGGAAACAAGUCAUCGUAUCACAGGCUGAGUGAGCUCGUGGAGCAUGUGUUCCCCCUUCUCAGUAAGGAGCAGAAUUCCGCUUUUCCCUGCCCGGAGUUCAGCUCCUUCUGCUACUGGCGAGACCCGAUCCCUGAAGUGGACCUGGAUGACCUGUCUUGAGGCGGCACCUCAGUGGGUGGGCAGGGCUUGGUCCCCCUCCCCACAGCAAGGGAAGGCAGCUGGCUCUUCUGCUGACCUCAGAUACCAGCCUUCCCCAGCGGGGACGGGUGCUUCUGGAGCUGGUCCCGCCAUCCUCCUUUGCCUUCCCAGGCCAGCUGCUCAGGCUCGGCAGGUCUGCAGCUCAGCUCCUGGAAGGAGAAGGGAGGAACUGGGCCUGGGGCUGGAGGCCUGGGAUCCCUCCUUUGUGGGUCGCACACAUGUUUCCUGCUGUGAGCUGGGGCCUCCUUCCAUUGCAUCAUUUUAAAGGAAGAAAAAAGCAGCUAAAAAAGAGUGGACCAAAACACUGCACACAGUGAAGUGUUCCAGUUUCCACUGGGCAGUUGAGGUGGCUUCUGUAACCAGGGCUGUCUUCAGAUGUCAGGGUCCCUGAACUGCUGCGGGCCCAGUCAGUGAUGCUGGCUGAAGCUGCCUGUGCACGUUUCUUCUCUGGUCGCCUCAUUUCCUGCUACACUGAAGGGGUCAGCUGCUCCAGUGGGCCAAGUUGGGCAGGACCCCCGCCCCUGCAGGGCCCAUGCACCAGAGCCACUGAGCCCAGUCCCAUAAACCUGGCCCUCUUUGGGGAAAGAUCCCCACAGAGCAUCCUCCUCUCAUCUGUGACAACUCCACGAGCCCUUAAUUUCUUAGUCCUCACCAGAAGAACAGGUCUCACAAGUAUAUAUUUGAUGUCUGUAAUAAAAGUGGGAAGGUGGGUCUUAAAACAGACCAAACCCCGCCCCGCCCCCAACAACUCUGCUUUUAGGGAGGCCUCCGAAAUGCAGAUAGGCGGUUGAGUGGGGUCCUGGGAAGAGCGCUGAAUCCCUCUGCUUGCUGCCUGGUGUGGGCCUUUGGAAAGCAUCUUGCCUUGGGACAGGAUUUCUAAAAUUCUGUGAUUCAGAUUUGUCAGGGAAGCACAGUGAAGCUUGCUUAAAGGCACUGGCCAGCAGUGUGUGACUUUGGCUUUUGGGAUCACACCCUGUAAUCGGGCCCGUGGAAGCAGCGUCAAAGAGGGGUCUUGGAGCUCCUAUGGAGCAGACUGCCCCCCGAGCAGUGUCCCCAGCCUAGCCCUGUGAGACCCCAUGGGGACACGGGUGCCUAUGUAUUUUCACUAAAAUAUACAUGGUAGCUCCAUUUACUGAUGCGGUUGUAAUGAGCUCACAUCGUGUCUGAAGAGAUGGCACCAGGGAAAGGUGUGCCAUAAGCUGCUCCAGAGCUUUUGGUAUGCUGAGUGUUGACAGAGCUGCACUCUUAACAUCAAGAGAACUGUCAGGAGCCCAGAACCAACCCCAGGUCUUGGUCUCCAUUGGCGAGAACACAGGACGUGGUGGUUCCUGAGCAGAGAGGGAUCUGCAGAUACAGGCUUGGCGCUCGGGGUGGUCUCGUGGCCAACUCUUCAUGCCCCUGCCGUUGUAGUGGAACCUCUACAUGUUUUAGUUUGCUUCACCUAAAAUAAUGCUGAUCUAGAGAUAGAGAAAUAGGGGUGGUUAUUUUUCCAGAUUGGAGAGUUGAAAGUCCCUGACUGAUUUCAGCCAUUUUCCUAGUGCUUGUCGGAUGCAGAGACAAUGUUGAAAUCCCCUAAACACAGUUCUCAGUGGCAAAACCUAGGAAGGCUCAUGUUCCCAGAGAAGGGACCACAUGAGCCUUCUCCCAUGCAAAGCUUCCCCCAGCUUAAAUAGUUGAUAAGGACUAAUUGUUUAAUGAGUUUAUUUAUCUACAGUAGGUUAGGGAUCCUGGGUUCUGUUUAUAUGAAGUUCUUCCCAGUUUGUGAAUUCUAGUACAGCAGCCAUGCAGCCACCUUAUUUCAUAGAUGCCAUCUGUGUGUCCUCUUGACUACCUUCUAUUUAGAGGAAGAAUGAGAGCUUUGUGUGUUUAACUGAGCUUAUAGUAGGACUUCUUUGCAUAUGUAUGGUACUGAAAAAUCUUAAUAUACAUCUUUAAUCCUUUUUAGGUUGUCCUUUAAAGAGUUUUUGACUAGUUUCUUUUUCUUGACAGCUCUUCUCUUUGGACACAUGGGCCUUCUUAGAGGGUUCAGUCUAGGACCCGGCUCUCCUGGCCCUGUGUUGAGGGUAGCUGGUCCCUCUGUCCCUGUGUCUGCUAGCACUAGACUUUGUUGCUGCAGAUUGAUCCAGUGGGUACAUAGGCUAAUUAAUGUGAGUCUUUUUCCUUGUUUAAAGGAGUCCCUCUUGCUGAAAGUAGAUGAUUACUAUUGCUGUAGUGUUAGGAAAGUAUUAAGUUUGUGCUGAAAAUCCAUUGCCAUUUGGUACAAAUGACAUUUGUUCUUUCUGUGAAAGAGAUGCCCUCGAGUGUGUUUGUACACAAACCCUUAGGAUGGUGAGUUGAAGCAUCACCCUCGCGCUAUCUUCAGUGACGGGUGACGGCUCAGGGAGAUGGCAGGCAGAUUGGGCUCUAAGUCAUUAUUCUCUCAGUUACUCCAUUGGUGAAAUGGCCCUUUCCCUCUUUGCAGUUCAGUCUAAGUCUCGUAUUUGCUUUGCUGUCUGUGUGCUGAAGCUCGUCCCGUGUGAGUUGCUGUCUGCCCCUUGUCAGGCUGUGAGGUGCUCGUGUAGACCUGGAGCAUGCAGGCUGCCUCCGUUUUUGGGUACUGUGUUGUGUUUUGCUCUGUCUAAAAACAUCUGCAUAGUUUUCAACUGGAAAAAGAAAAAACUUAAAAAUGGGAUGUCCUAAAAUGAAAGCUGCUCAAAGUCACAGAACAACCGAGGGACAAAGGAGAUUGGAUGACUGGGAAGCGCUGGCCCGGAACAGCCCCUGCAACUGUGGGGCCUGCACACAGCCCUUCCACAGUUGGCACUGCAGGUGCAGGCCAACCCUUUAAAGAAUAAACAAGGAAGUCAGCUCUUUCACUUUUUACAAGUUGGCAAAAACAGACUUCCGGGGAAUUUCGAUGUUUUCCCGUGUUGUAGAGCUUCCAGGGUUUAAUAAAACUGGUUAAAAAUUGAGUCUUUCCCUGAAGUAAGUGCUCUUUCCAGAUGAAAACUACUCUUUUGGUUUUGUUUGAAAGUAAGAAAGGGAGGGGAAACUUUGCUCUUUUAAUAAUUAUGUUCAGCCUAUGAUGAAGUAUUUGAUUAUUAGACAGCAAUGUCACUAAUAAGUUUUAAGUUGUCCAAAGUUAAUUGUAAACAUCAUCAGUACAGUACUCUUAGUUACAGUAAAGCAAUUGUUGCAAGAUGAAUGGCUAAUAUUUUGGUGCAGUGUUUGAUGUUCAAAACAAAAUGUUACAACAAUAAACGAACAUAACAUAAACUGAA